UAUACCUACAAAUGAACCAACACACUCUAAAACAUACAUAGAUAGAGUGAGAGGUGUUAAUGGGAAAUCACAGAUUUAAAUUAUCAAAUAUGAUCCCAAAUGCAUGGUUUUACAAGCUCAAAGACAUGAGCAAGACCACCACCAACCACCACAACAAACCACCGUCUGCUUCUUAUCACUCUUCUUCAACCACCACAGCGCAACCACCGGAUCUUUCCCAAUUCCACAAUUCACCUAAAUUUCCACAUUUCCAUGACCCAACAAGAAAAUCUUCAAAAAGAUCAACACCCAACAGAAAAACCAUAUAUAAACCUUCUCCUAAACACACUGAGUCAACUCAUAUCAUUCAAGAGUUCUUGCAUUCUCCGGAGACAACCCAAUAUCCAUCCUCCGAGUCAACUCAGUCAAGACUGAGUUCUUCCAUCUCCGACUUCAUAAUCGAUGUAAAGGGAACUAAAAAGAUCGAUUUGUACCCGGAAAUAGAGCUUCAACCCCCUCCGAUCAUAACAAAACCUGCAAACCGAACCUCAAGAAACCGGCGAUAUAUCACUUUCCGGCAGGAAAGCCAAAGAAAGCAACCAAAUUCUGAAGGCGGUACGUCGGAAACAAGAACUUGGGAUGAUUUUCCAACAGUUGUCGGUAAUCUGUUGGUAAAGUCCACCGUCGGUAAUCUACCGCAAAUGAGAAUAUCCACUCACAAGAAUCCAACGGCUGUUUGCGACAGUAAUCCGUCUGUAACAACCAUUACCGACUUACCAAUGAAUAUGGGACCGUCACUACAGUUGGCUGCAGGUGAUCCGUCCGUAACAUCCGUCAGUAAUCUGUCGCAAAUGAGAUUACCCACUGACAAAAAUCCAACUCAUUUUUUCGUCGGUAAUCCGUCAGUGACAUCCAUCAUUGACAAAUUACCAACGGAUAUAGCCGUUAAUGAUACUCCUUUAUUUUGUAGUGCAUCACCUUCUGGCAAGAAAGCAAAAGAAAUUAAUCAAAUUCCGGCAAGAAAAUCAAUCUCCGGUGUUAAACUGAGAUCGAAUUCGCCGAAACUAGGAAUGACUAAAAGAAUUGGUCACAAAUCCUUUCAGAACAAAAACUUGUCUAAGAGUUUUGCAGUUGUGAAAUCAUCAUUUAAUCCAACAAAAGAUUUCAUGCAAUCAAUGAUGGAGAUGAUAACUGAAAACAAGAUGACAUCAUCUAAUGAUUUAGAAGAGCUUCUUGCUUGUUAUCUUGCUUUGAAUUCAGAUGAGUAUCAUGAUGUAAUUGUUAAAGCAUUUGAGCAAAUCUGGUUCAGUUUGCCAGAUGUUUGACUUUUUGUAGGUCAACAAAGUGGUAAAACUAUGUGAAAUUUGAUGUAAAAAGUUGUCAGAUUUUAUGUUUUUGAGUGUUGACAGAAGGUCAGAAGUUUGAUCACAUUCUUAAAAAGUAAAAUUCUGACGGAUUCGGAACGGGCUGAAGUUGUUUUUGAUUGAAAAAGAUGACAAGAUUUAUAACA
Molecule: messenger RNA, 1489 nt
Organism: Helianthus annuus (common sunflower)
Lineage: Eukaryota; Viridiplantae; Streptophyta; Magnoliopsida; Asterales; Asteraceae
Product: transcription repressor OFP3
Exons: 1
Coding region: 60-1304 (414 amino acids)
Biological process (GO): negative regulation of DNA-templated transcription
Molecular function (GO): DNA binding
Source: RefSeq, a predicted model, not a curated record